This is a messenger RNA of Peronospora matthiolae, 2232 nucleotides long. The record is from the annotation of a GenBank genome assembly. NCBI's taxonomy places the organism in Eukaryota, Oomycota, Peronosporomycetes, Peronosporales, Peronosporaceae.
AUGCCACUACUGACAGCCAAGCCGCAGCUGGACGACGCGAUUGCGUACUUACAGGCCGAGAUCGCGGCCUUAUGCGCUGGAGAAAGGGACGAUAAGCUUGUGGAACUUGCUGUCGCAGUAGCUGCCGGGGAUCCGCCGCUUCCAGAGCCUCAAUUCGCCCCUCUCUUGGCGCUCUGGACACCUCAAAGCUCUUCCUUAACGUCGGACUUGGGGGCGCUCGUGGACGAGUUCGAAGCCGCUCGGCGACAGGAAAAGAGAGAAGAAGAAGAGAGACGAGAGCAAGAGGGGAAGAGACAUGUGGAGUCGGCGCUCGAGCGCGUGAGAGGACAGCGGAGACGGCCGAGGACGAGACCCCGACGGCGGUUUGAAGAUCCGGACGAACGAGAUGCUCGAGAAGCUGUGGGAGACGGGACAAGUGUGACAUCUUGUCGAGAGAGUAAUGCUGGUGCUGGUGCUGUGGAAGAAGCUGGAAUGGGAGUUGAGGAGAAAGAAGAAGAGAAGGAGGCUGUAAAGGUGGAGGGGCUGGAGAAGAAGGAGCAAGGAGAGGAGAGGGGUGAAGUGGAGGUGAAUAAGGUGAAUAAGGUGGAGGAAGAGACGAAGCAGGAGGAGGAGAUGACUGAAGUGGGGAAAGGUGAGGAGGUUGAAGAGAUGAAAGAUGUGGAGGUUGAGGAGGUGAAGGUGGAGAAAGAGGAGGAGAAGGUGGAAGAUAUGGGGAAGCAGAAGGAGGUGAAGGGUGAAAGGGAGAGAGGAGAAGAGAUGGAGGAGAAGGUGGACGAGGUCGAGAAGCAAAAGGAGGUGGAGGAUGAAGGGAAGAGGGGGAAAGAGAUGGAAGAAGAGGAGGAAGUGAAGGAAGACGAUGUGAAGGGUGAACGAGCAAAAAAGGAGGAAGAUUUGAAUGUUGGCGCGAUGAACGAUGUGGAAAUUAAGGAGGGUCAAGAUGACAGCGUGGAAGAAAAAGUCACAGAGAAGGAGCAAGUGACGGGGGAAGAUGAAGUCUCCAUGGAGGAAAAGAAGGAUGGCUUGGUUGAAAAAGAGGAGCGUAGAGUGAAGGAGCAAGUUGUUGUUGAGGAGAGGAAGUCAAAAAAGCAGGAGGCUGAGGCUGCAUUGGCGAGUCUAAAAGUAUUGCGGCAGAACAUGUUGCUGGAUGUGCUGUCGAAGAUUGUGUCGGUGGCGAAGAGCAAGGAUGUGGAUCCCGCCAUGUUUACGAAGAAUGGUGAAGCGGAAAAGGUGGAGGCGAAGCAUCAAGUGGAUCUCGAAAAAGUUCAGGUGUUGGUGACGAGUGGUGUGAUCUGUGAGUGGGCGCAGUUUGCAGAGCAGGUUUAUCUCUUUUGUCAGCACGUCGUGACGGAUGCUGAGCGUCGCGAGCAGCCUGAAGCAAGACGAAAGGGUAUCGAACUGCUUCAUUUUGCGAGGACGCUGACAGAGACGUUGCGUAAAGCUAGCAUCAAGAAGGAGGACAUUCUGCUGCAAAAGAUACGUGAAGCAGAAGAGGAGGCUGUAACUCGAACGGAGAAGGUAGGAGAUGCUUGCAAUGAGGAAGCCGAGCACGUCGAAGAAGCUGAAGAGACCUUCGCUGGCGAAAUCGGUCGCCGAGCUGCAGAGGGUACUGCUGGCAACAACGACUUGAAUAGUCAGGCAUUGGCCAGUGAGCUUUUCGACCUCCGUCUUCUUUCACCCACGCGUGCAUCAUCUCGGAUUCGGAAGCGCACAAGUAUCACCAGCGAUGGCACCGGCUCUGCGGUCCCAUCACCUUCCUCGCAGAAUACGCGGAAGCGUACACGCGGUGCAUCUGUUUCGGCUGCCUCCGCAAGCGAAGAAGUAAGUGCAUCAGAAAGCCACGAUGCGUCGGCUUCUGAAGCUGAUCCGAAGUCACAUAGACAUCACAACAUGUCUAAGACUCAUGCACGGCGUACACCUGCACGCAGAAGCCGACCAUCGAUUCCAGCAACACGAAUUAGCUCACGUCAGCAAAAACGACGAGCAGUCGCGGCGGCAGCUGCGGCUGCCGUAAACAGUGCUGGUAGUGGUCAAGAAGAGGGCCACAGCGGUGGUGAGGCUCUGUACGUGGCCGUGGAACGAGAAGGCAACGAUGUCACCGAGGAGCAAAAUGGAGAAGAGGUGAAGAUAGAAGGAGACGAACUAAAGCAGGAUGAGGAGGAGCUCAGUACGCCGAAGAAGAAGAAAGCAGCGCCAAGAUCGAGGAGUAGAAAAAAGGGUGGACGGAAGCGAUGA